This is a messenger RNA of Cyprinodon tularosa, 1103 nucleotides long. RefSeq lists its product as uncharacterized. Lineage: Eukaryota; Metazoa; Chordata; Actinopteri; Cyprinodontiformes; Cyprinodontidae. The transcript is spliced from 2 exons. The record is from RefSeq and is a predicted model, not a curated record. Bases 3 to 995 code for a protein of 330 amino acids.
CAAUGGCGGAUGAAAUUGAGAGAGUCGCCUGGCUUAUUUUAAUAAAUAAAGCUAGAGAACGCCGUUUUCGGGCGCGUCGUUGUCAUAUCUGGAUUCACGAAACAAUUCAGAGGCGUUCAGUUUGUGGAGAGUUUCACCAUCUACUCCAGGAACUCCGAGCCGACGAGGGUCGCUUCCAGCGCUACCAUUGUCUCACCCCAGCCCAAUUUGAUGAGCUGCUGUCCCGCAUUGGUGCCCGCAUCACCUACCAGGACACAAACUACAGACGGUCAAUUUCAGCUGAAGAGCGCCUGUCUAUCUGUCUCAGGUUUCUUGCAACUGGUGACUCAUACAGGUCAAUUGCCAGCAGCUUCCGGGUGGGUAUUUCCACUGUCUCCAUCAUUGUCCCAGAUGUUGUUACAGCCAUCUGGGACUGCCUUGUGGGAGAGUUUAUGGCUGUGCCUGGAGAAGAUGAGUGGAGGUCCAUUGCUGUGGAUUUUUGGAGGCGGUGGAACUUCCCUCUCUGCUGUGGUGCUCUGGAUGGCAAACAUGUAAAGCUAAAAGCACCUCCCAACUCAGGUUCUCUCUUUUUUAAUUACAAGGGAGAAUACUCAUUGGUCCUUUUAGCCCUUGUUGAUGCCCAUUACAGGUUCCGGGUGAUAGAUGUUGGGGGUUAUGGGAGAAGAAGUGAUGGUGGGAUCUUGGCCAAUUCCGCGUUUGGCCAGGCUCUGCGUGAGGGCACGCUGAAUUUUCCACCUGACCAGCACCUCCCCAGAGCUGACCACAGAGGACCCCAGCCCCAUGUGAUUGUGGCAGAUGAGGCGUUCCCACUACGGCGAAAUUUGAUGCGGCCCUUUCCUGGACGCGGCGGCCUCACCAAAGAGCAGCGCAUCUUCAAUUAUCGUCUGUCACGGGCUCGUCUGGUGGUGGAAGAUGCGUUCGGGAUUUGGUCUGGCCGGUGGAGGAUGUUUGCCGUCAGCUGGAGAUCUACCCAGAGGUUGUGGAGAAAUGUGUGAAGGCCACUUGUGUUCUUCACAAUUUCAUAAGGGCAAAUGGGCAUGUACCUGCACUGAGUGGAGCUGGAACAAAGGAAGAUCCCCUUCCAGAUGUGGGGCGCAUGGGAG